UCCAUUGGUGGGACAAAACCUUUAUUGGCGUCUUGUUUCAAGUUGUCCAUGUUGAACACGAGCUUGUUACCACCUGAACCUGAACCCAUUUAUCCCUCUUUAUCAACAAUCUAAUUAGCGAAAUUCAACAUGGAGGAAAUAGGAAUUAUUUCACAGGAAGAAGUAUUUCAUAGUAAAAGUAACCUUCCUGCCAGUUCAUAUAUAACUGAUGUGGAUGUUGAUGAUCUCUAUGCUAAGUACAAGAAACUUCAGAAACAACUGGAAUUCCUCGAGGUUCAAGAGGAGUAUAUUAAAGAUGAACAAAGAAAUUUGAAACGAGAAUUACUUCAUGCUCAAGAAGAAGUGAAGAGAAUUCAGUCAGUGCCAUUGGUUAUUGGGCAAUUUCUUGAAGCUGUUGACCAAAAUACAGGGAUUGUAGGAUCUACUACUGGUUCAAAUUAUUAUGUUCAGAUUUUGAGCACAAUUGACAGAGAACUGCUCAAACCAAGUUCAGUGGCUUUACAUAAGCACUCAAAUGCUUUAGUUGAUGUUCUUCCACCUGAAUCUGACAGCAGCAUUGCAAUGCUGGGGGAUGAGAAGCCUGAAGUGUCUUACUCAGAUAUUGGUGGGAUGGAUGUUCAAAAACAAGAGAUUCGUGAAGCUGUCGAAUUGCCUCUUACACAUUUUGAGCUCUAUAAACAGAUUGGAAUAGAUCCACCGAGAGGUGUUCUCAUGUAUGGGCCACCUGGUUGUGGAAAAACAAUGUUAGCUAAAGCAGUGGCUCGUAACACAACAGCUGCAUUCAUUCGUGUUGUUGGCUCAGAGUUUGUUCAGAAAUAUCUUGGAGAAGGUCCUAGAAUGGUUCGAGAUGUGUUUAGGUUGGCUAAAGAGAAUGCUCCUGCGAUCAUUUUUAUUGACGAGAUUGAUGCAAUUGCCACAAAACGUUUUGAUGCACAGACAGGAGCGGACAGAGAAGUUCAAAGAAUUUUACUUGAGCUUCUUAAUCAGAUGGAUGGUUUUGAUCAGAAUGUCAAUGUAAAGGUGAUAAUGGCCACCAAUCGACAGGAUACGCUUGAUCCAGCUUUACUUCGACCUGGACGUUUGGAUCGUAAGAUAGAAUUUCCAUUACCAGAUAGGAGACAAAAACGACUGAUCUUCUCUACUAUUACCGCAAAAAUGAAUCUCUCUGAGGAAGUUGAUUUGGAAGAUUAUGUGGCUAGACCUGAUAAAAUAAGUGGAGCAGACAUCAAUGCCAUUUGCCAAGAGGCUGGUAUGCAAGCAGUUAGAAACCGCUAUGUUAUCUUAUCUAAAGAUUUUGAAAAGGGUUACAAGACUAGUGUGAAGAAAGAUGAAACAGAACAUGAAUUUUACAGAUAAGUUGUAAUCAAUGUACAUGUCAUAAUUAAUCGUUAAUUUGUCUUAAUUUGUUUUUAUAACAUUAAGCGUUCAUUUUACUGCCAUUUCUUAA
Messenger RNA from Xenia sp. Carnegie-2017, 1447 nucleotides. RefSeq names its product 26S proteasome regulatory subunit 6B-like. The record is from RefSeq and is a predicted model, not a curated record. Gene Ontology annotation, biological process: proteasome-mediated ubiquitin-dependent protein catabolic process. Gene Ontology annotation, cellular component: proteasome regulatory particle, base subcomplex. Gene Ontology annotation, molecular function: proteasome-activating activity; ATP hydrolysis activity; ATP binding. NCBI's taxonomy places the organism in Eukaryota, Metazoa, Cnidaria, Anthozoa, Malacalcyonacea, Xeniidae.